GUAUUGAUUCCAGAAGGGGAAAAUCGCGGAUUGCAGAUAAGUGUGGUCAUGGCUGUUGGUUGGCUCGGAACCACCACCACCACCACCAAACCUGGCGCAGUCGUGCUGUGAAAAAAGACGGUAUUGUUGUGCGAUCCUUUCCAAAAAAAAAGAACACGAUCUUCGCGAAAGUGCACACAAGUGUUACACACUAAUAUCCUUAGAAUAAAAGAAAGAAUAAGAAAAAGGUCAAACGCGAAUCGAGACGAAAGAACAAAAGGAGAAGAGAAAAAAAAGGUCAGCGAGUCGUGCCAGCUAACCUGACCUGUGACCUGCUCCAUUCAUCGCAAAAGCCGCAGCACCGCGUGUAUAUCAACAGGAAAAGGACCAACAAUGCAUGUGCUGGGAACUGUUGUGCUCAUCCUGGUGUCAGGGGGCCUCUGCAUGUCACAAGACCAAGCUGACAAGACCAACAACAACAUCCAGACUCAUGAUUACUGCAUAAUUGGUGCAGGACCAGCAGGUCUGCAACUUGGCUACUUCAUGGAACGUGCUGGCAGGGACUACAUUAUUUAUGAGCGCAACAAUGUUUCAGGGAGCUUCUUUGCUAAAUACCCCAGACACAGGAAGCUCAUCAGCAUCAAUAAAAUAUCCACUGGGAGAACCAAUCAUUUGUACAAUGAAAGGCAUGACUGGAACUCUUUACUGUCUGAUGAUGACUCUUUGCUGUUCAAGCACUACUCCAAAGAAUUCUUCCCACCAACUGAACCUCUAUUGGACUACCUUGAGGACUACAGGAAAAAGCUGGGGAUCAAAGUCCAGUUCAACACAGAAGUGAAAAACAUGCGCAGGGUUGCCAAUGGAGAGAGGACUGAUGGGUACAACUUCAUCAUGAAUGACCAAGAGGGGAAGACCAUGUUGUGCAAGGUAGCCAUUGUAGCAAGUGGAAUGCAGAAAAGCAACAUGGUGUCCUUCAAGGGAUCUGAGUAUGUGGAGAACUACUCUGAGUUUGACACUGACCCACAAAAGUACUGGGGGAAAACUAUCCUCAUCCUUGGAAGAGGCAACUCUGCUUUUGAAACUGCUGAUGAAUUGUACAAGGUUGCCAACUUUGUGCACAUGGUAUCCAGGACCAGAGUCAAGCUGAGCUGGAAUACCCACUAUGUUGGGGAUGUAAGAGGACUUAAUAAUGCCAUAGUGGACACCUACCAGCUCAAGUCCUUGGAUGGUCUGUUGGAGUUUGAUGUGAACAGAUUGACAUUGUCAAAGAAAAAUGGCCGCCUAUAUGCAGCAGUCAACUGGGGUGACAAGUACAAUGACACCAGCCUGUACCCCAGGGUUAAACCCCAGAGUGAGGACAACUUUGCCAAUUUUCCAUUCAGGUCACCCUAUGACCAUGUCAUCAGCUGUUUGGGAUGGAAGUUUGAUGGAUCCUUCCUGCAUGAAGACUCUCAGCAGAUUCCAUUUGGAAAAGCCCCAAAAUACCCAGCCAUUAGGUAUGAUUAUCAGUCAUGGGUGACCAGAGACUUGUACUUUGCUGGCACCAAUUCCCACUCUGUGGACUUCAGGAAAGCAGCUGGUGGCUUCAUUCAUGGCUUCAGAUACACUGCCAGAGCAUUGCACAAGAUCCUGGAGUACAGAUACCAUGGAAUCCCUUGGCCCGCAAAAACUUUCCCUGUGACGCAACUGCUCAACAUGUUGGUCAAGAGGAUUAACGAGGCCCCAGGCACUUAUCAAAUGGUUUCCUUCCUGGGAGAUGUUGUCAUUCUCAAAGGGGACACCUUCCUGCUGCUGGAGGAAUUCCCAGUGAAACUCUUGCCCCACUUUUUGGACAUAACUGGUCAAACUGGGUCUAAAUUUUUGGUGAUCAUCAAUGAGUAUGGUCCUGGUUUCUCAGCACCUGAUGUUGACACCCUGGGGCCUUACAGGGCCAUCACUGGUGGAGCCAUGGAGGCUCACAACUCAAAUUUCUUACAUCCAGUGGUCUACUUCUAUGAUGGCUGGUUGCCCAGUGAGGAAGAUUUCAGUGCUCUGCCAACUGAGACCUGGAAGUUUGCCCUGCCCAAGCCAGAUAAAGUGCACCAUGUUGUUGAGGACUUCUUGUCAAUGUGGACUGCAAGCACUGUGCACAUUCUGCCCAUAAGAAGAUUCUUGGAGGAUGUUCUUGGUCAAGACAUGAGACUCUAUUUCAACAGUCACUGCUUUGAACUGGGUCUGAAUUUUGCUAAUGUUCCAGCAGGCUGCAAAGCUUACCUCCAGGGCCAGGGAUUGGAUAUGACUUUAGGAGAUGCUGUGAACAUUGUCAACUACAUGCAAGGAACCACAGAAAAGCUUGGAACUGGGCUACCAAAGUGCCACAUGGAAGAAGACAAGCUCAAUCACAAUGCAAUCAACAGAACAGAAUUGCUCCAGAAGAGACUCAAUGAUGUUUACAAGAGCCAGAACUCUUUGUUUCCUCAUGAUUUUGUCAGUGAUGAAGAGGAAGUUGAGGCAUUCAGGUUCAUCUAUGAUGACUCAGUGCCAGAGUCUCUACUUGAGGAUGAUGAAGUAAGGAGCCUUUGGAGAUGGUCAAGGAGUGUCAUUGCUCAUCAAGCAGCAGAGUACCCUUUUGUGAAGCUCACAGAGGCAAAUUACAAUAAACAUGUCACAGAAAUGGCCUUUGGAAUAGUUCUGUUUGGAGUUUCAUUUGAUCCAGUUUCAAGAACAACUGAGGAGUAUUUGAGUGACUUGGUGGCAGAAUAUGCACAAAUGUCUGGCACUAAAAAGCCCCUGAUUGCUGUGGUUGAUUGCUGGGACUGGACCAGGAUUUGUGAGAAGGCCAUGAUCACUGAGUAUCCCACCAUUAAGCUUCUGAAAAAUGGAGACUUCAAGCCAUACACCAGCCAAAUUUCCAAGCCUGCUUUAAGGACUGCACUGAAAUUAAUUGCCAUGAACUUCCCUGUGAGACUGAAUAGUGUAGCAGAGGUUGACAAGUUCCUGUCUGAUGCUCACAUGGUUGAUGUUGGAGUUGAAUCUGCAGUGGUUCUCUCAUAUCCUCAGCUCUAUUCAGCUGACAGGGAAUCAUUCAACUUUCUUGAUGAUCUCUAUGGAAAAGUGCCUGUGGCAAUUUGCUGCAACUCCAGUGCCAGGCACGAGGAAUUCUAUGCAAAAUAUGGGAGGUCACUUGGCCUGAUGCAUUCCAGGAAGGAACCAUGGGCAGUCAUUGCCCACUCUGCAGACACAUACAUGGACCACAUGGAAAAGGCCUCUGUUUUACCACCAAAGAAUGCUGUUGCUAGCUUCUUACAAGACCAAACUUUGCCAAUAUUUGUGAGCUAA
Notodromas monacha is the source of this 3297-nucleotide messenger RNA. Lineage: Eukaryota; Metazoa; Arthropoda; Ostracoda; Podocopida; Cyprididae. The record is from the annotation of a GenBank genome assembly.